Vitis vinifera (wine grape) is the source of this 1442-nucleotide messenger RNA. Its product is annotated as WAT1-related protein At3g28050. Gene Ontology annotation, molecular function: transmembrane transporter activity. The transcript has 7 exons. Gene Ontology annotation, cellular component: plasma membrane. The record is from RefSeq and is a predicted model, not a curated record. Bases 280 to 1362 code for a protein of 360 amino acids. NCBI's taxonomy places the organism in Eukaryota, Viridiplantae, Streptophyta, Magnoliopsida, Vitales, Vitaceae.
UAUUAUAUGUCACAGGGCAAAUGACUUUUUCCACCAUAUUAAGCCACACCCAACCUCCUCCCUCUAGGAUGUCCAAGUCAGCAUUCACCCCCAAAUGCCGGCCAACUUUUGUUGAUGAUCUCAUAUAGAGAUCACAGAAAACCGUCGAACCCAAUUGUGGAUUUUGAUGAUCUUUCAUAGAGAUCACCGAAAGUUCAACUCCAUGGUGGGUUAGCAGAGAAAAUUCUUGAAACCCAACUGCGUUUUUGUUCUCGAGAGAAAGAGAGAGCAGGAGAAGAGAUGAGGAGGGGGGACUGGUACAGGGAUGUGGUGUCAUUUUCAGCCAUGGUGGCUCUGGAGUGCACUAACGUGGGGCUGAACACGCUGUACAAGGCAGCCACCUUGAGGGGUUUGAACUACCAUGUCUUUGUGGUCUAUGCUUAUGGUAUUGCUGCGCUUGUUCUCCUUCCCUCACCCUUCAUUACCCACAGGAGAGGAGUUCUUCCCCCACUGAGCUUCCCCGUUCUGUGUAAAAUCUUUGUACUUGGAUUAAUUGGGUGUGCAUCUCAGACAAUGGGUUAUAGAGGCAUUAACAUCAGUUCCCCAACUCUUGCUUCUGCCAUCAGCAACCUCGUUCCAGCUUUUACUUUCAUACUUGCAGUCAUUUUCAGGAUGGAAAAGCUAGCUUUGAGAAGCUCAAGCAGCCAGGCUAAAAUCAUUGGCACCAUAGUAUCAAUAUCAGGGGCAUUUGUAGUGACUCUGUAUAAGGGGCCCCCAAUCAUAUUGACUCCAUCUCCAUCCAUUUCACUUCAUCAACCUCCUCACCCUCUGCGUUCAUCAGAAUCAAGCUGGAUUAUUGGUGCCCUUUUCCUUUCAGUCGAGUAUUUCCUGACUCCAGUUUGGUACAUUGUUCAGGCACACAUCAUAAAGGAGUACCCCUCAGAACCAACUGUGGUCUUUUUCUACAACUUAUUCGUGUCCCUUCUGGCGGCCAUUGUUGGUUUGGUCACAGAACCAAACUCAAGUGUUUGGAUAGUAAGGCCAAGAAUAGCAUUGGCUUCUAUAGUGUGCUCGGGCAUUUUCGGGUCAUUUUUAGGUAAUACUAUCCACACCUGGGCGAUACGCAUGAAGGGGCCAGUCUAUGUAGCAAUGUUCAAGCCAUUAGCGAUUAUCAUUGCAGUUACCAUGGGUGUUGCGCUCCUCGGUGAUUCUCUCUAUCUUGGAAGUGUCAUUGGCGCCACAAUCAUAACCAUGGGGUUUUACACCGUGAUGUGGGGGAAAGCACAGGAAGACAUGGUUGAGGACUGUACAAUCGGUAGCUUGGAAUCACCAUCUGCUCAAAAGGCUCCUCUAUUGCAGAACUAUAAAACGGAGGAAAUUUAGAGCAAGUAUGUGCAGAUAAUGCAAUGUUAAUACAAAUGAUUCCCUAUCUACUUCUAAAAAUGCAUACAAGGCUUACAAAA